AUGAUAACCAAAUACUACGUUUCAAGUUACUCAGUCAUGAAACAAGUACUGCCGUUGGUCUGUGCGCACUAUACACCUCACGGUACGGACGAAAAGUCGGUUGUUAAUAACACUGCUAAAAAAGAUCACUUUCGUGAACAGCUCGAAGACGGACCAGCCGACUGCUAUCUCGCAGCUUUAUGCUUAGAUCCACCUGUGCCCGAUAUCCUCACAUCGCCAACUUACGUCCGAGUUCUCAAGUACCUCAAGAUUGUGAUUGAAGCCGAGUUCAAGUCCCAACACAACCCCGCUCUCAAAGGAAAAACAGCUGCCGAUGUUCGUGAAGCUUUCGUGCACCAGUUCGAGCGCUAUGCCUUGUUUAAUGAACGCAUGGACAGUCUUAUCAACGGCUUUGGUAGUGCUCAAGACAAUUCUGCGGAGGAUGAUGCUGACCUAGAAGGCAUGGACACCGAGUGGAGCGAAAUUUGGUAGUACCUGUAGCGAAAUUUUCGAUUUUUGGGUCACGUGAUAGUUAAUAACAUGUUAAUAACAUGCUAGUUAAU
Molecule: messenger RNA, 542 nt
Organism: Suillus discolor
Lineage: Eukaryota; Fungi; Basidiomycota; Agaricomycetes; Boletales; Suillaceae
Exons: 6
Coding region: 1-471 (156 amino acids)
Source: RefSeq, a predicted model, not a curated record